Penaeus vannamei (Pacific white shrimp) is the source of this 1257-nucleotide messenger RNA. NCBI's taxonomy places the organism in Eukaryota, Metazoa, Arthropoda, Malacostraca, Decapoda, Penaeidae. The record is from RefSeq and is a predicted model, not a curated record.
AUGGUGACGGACGUCGGCUCGUUGUCCGUUGAACUUGAUGUUGAAGUCACGUCCCGUUUCGCCAAAGUAUGCUUUAUCACAAGUGCUGCAGGGAACUCUGGGCUGCAGUUCCUCAUUUCCUGGAGGAAAAAUCCAAUUACAAACAAAGAAAAUAAGGUGCUCCUAGCUGUGCUUCUCACCUUAGGAAGUGGAGCCCCGCAAGGGUACACAUUAGAUAAACCCUCCAGACCCGGACUGACCACAGGGCCUGGGUUCUCUGCUGGAGUGGGAAUUGCAAGUGGAACGGGAAUCUCCACUGGAUCCGGAUUUACAACUGGAUCAGGACUUACGUCCGGCGGAGUCUCGGCUGGAGUAAGCUUUACCGCUGGUUCUGGAGGACUGUCACAUGGAUCUGGAGGAUUUGCCCUUGGAUCUGGCCUUACUUCAGGAGCAGGAGUCUCUACUGGAACCGGAAGACUUACUGACGUAGGAAGUGCUGGCGGUUUGAUAGGAGAUGGAUUUCCCUCCAUUACUGACGCCAUUGCCGCUGGAUGCAGGGAAGGAGAAAUUCUACAUGUGGAUGGAACUUGCGUAGUUCCCGAAGUGUCUAGGAAAGUUUUCGUUGUCGAUGUUCCCCAACAACAGCAGUUAUCGGGUCCUCCACCAAGUGUUCCUCCUCCCAAAGUGGAUCAUAAUAUCUUGUUUGUGCGUCUUCCUGAAGAAGGUCUUGCACCUGAACCUAUCGUUGUUCCUCCACCAAGGCAAAACAACAUUGUCUACGUCCUCAACAAACAGAAUGAACAAGCUCAAAGAGUUAUUGAGGUCGAAGCUCCUCCACCGUCUGAGCCCGAAAUCUACUUCGUCAACUACGAUGAUGGAGAAAAUCCUACUCUUCCUGGAGGUAUCGAUCUUCUUACUGCUCUUGGAUCCGCUGCCGAGACUGGCGGCGAAGUAAUUGGUGCCUUAGGAGGCGAUGGUAUUACUGGAGGUAUUGCAGGCGUCUCAGGUCUACAAGGAGGAGUCACCGGACAAGGAGUCAUUGGUGGAAGUGGCCUUAUAGAUGGCGUCGUCGGAGGUGCCGGACAAGGCGGCAUUAGUGGAGUCUCUGGUCUUGUCGGUGUCACCGGCAGUGGGCAAGGAGCUUUUGGUGGAGCUGUGGGUACCAAUAUUGGAACCAACGGCGGAUUUGGAAUUACCGUAGGUAGUUCCGGCGGACAAGUCCGUCCAGGUUCCCAGGGUAAUUUGGUAACUCCGUCAGGUUUAUAUUCGACACCAUAG